Molecule: messenger RNA, 2335 nt
Organism: Vicugna pacos (alpaca)
Lineage: Eukaryota; Metazoa; Chordata; Mammalia; Artiodactyla; Camelidae
Source: RefSeq, a predicted model, not a curated record
AGCGCCGGCUCGCUGGCUGAGGCUCCGCUGCGGGCUUUGCCUACCGCUGACGGGUCGGCAGGCAGGUCCCUGUGGAGGGGCCCUCAGUAGCAGGACUUUUUUUUUUUUUUGGCAGAUUCUAUUCUGAAAGUGCAGCUCUGCCAAAGGUUGAAGGAGCUGAUGUAACAGGGACUGAAGAAGUGGUUAUUCCAAAAAAGAAAACUUGGGACAAAGUGGCCGUUCUCCAGGCACUAGCGUCCACAGUACACCGGUAUCCAUGUGGGUAUUGAACCUUCUUGAGGCCUUUAGCACGGAUUUUCAGGACUAUUCUUCUGUUGUAGAUGUUAAGGCUACGGGCUGUUGGUGAAACGUGCACUGGUGUGCCCGGGCAGCUUCUGAGGAAGGGUUUUCAAGUGCUGCAUCUCCACACGAGCAAGACUGAGGAUACCACAGCUGCCCCGUAUGCGUUUCAAGAUGAUCCUUACCUUAUGCCGGCAUCCUCCAUGGAAUCUAAUUCAUUUUUAUUGGCAAAGAAGUCCGGGGAGAAGGCUGCAAAGUUUGUUAUUAAUUCAUACCCCAAGUAUUUUCAGAAGGAUAUAGCUGAACCUCAUAUACCGUGCUUAAUGCCUGAGUACUUUGAACCUCAGAUUGAAGAUAUAAGUGAGGCUGCUCUGCGGGAACGAAUUAAGCUCAAGAAAGUCAAAGCUUCUGUGGACAUGUUUGAUCAGCUCUUGCAAGCAGGUAGAGAAGUCACACAGCUGUUCUUCCCUAGCUUCUGUUUUUUAACCUCAGGAACCACUGUAUCUCUGGAAACAACUAACCGUCUGUUGGAUUUAUUGUGCUACUAUGGGAACCAAGAGCCCCCAGCUAACUAUAAUUUUCAGCAACGGGAACAAUCCGAAGAGUUGGAAGAGGCCACCGUGGGAAACAGUGAGAAAUCUAAGAGGAAGACUAGUACUUGGAGAGCAAACAACAAUGCUGAGAGAAUCUUUGCUCUAAUGCCAGAGAAAAACGCACACUCCUACUGCACAGUGAUCCGAGGAAUGGUGAAGCACCGAGCUCCUCCUACACAGGCAUUGAACUUGUACACUGAGUUAUUGAACAACAGACUGCGUGCUGAUGUACACACCUUCAAUUCAUUGAUUGAAGCAACAGCAUUGGUGGCGAAUGAGAAGUUUGAAGAAAAAUGGAAUAAUAUAUUGGACCUGCUGAAACAAAUGGCUGCACAGAAUGUGAAACCCAAUCUACAGACUUUUAAUACUAUUCUGAAGUGUCUCCGAAGGUUUUAUGCAUUUGGGAAGGUGCCAGCCUUACAGACCUUACGGGAAAUGAACGCCAUCGGAAUAGAGCCCUCGCUUGCCACGUAUCACUAUAUUAUUCAGCUGUUUUAUCAACAUGAAAGCCCUGCAAGAGGAUCGUCCCUCAUAAUCUAUGACAUCAUGGACCAGCUAGCAGGGAAGAGAUUUUCUCCAGAGGACCCGGAUGACGAUAUGUUCUUUCAGUCGGCCAUGAGGGUGUGCUCAUCUCUCAGAGAUCUGGAGCUUGCUUACCAAGUACAUGACCUUUUAAACACCGGAGACAACCGGAAAUUCAUUGGAUCCGAUCAUCGGCGUAACUUCUAUUAUUCCAAGUUUUUUAACUUGCUUUGUCUAAUGGAACAAAUUGAUGUCACCUUGAAGUGGUAUAAAGACCUGAUCCCUUCAGUCUUCUUUCCCCAUUCCCAAACACUGAUAGACCUUCUCCAAGCAUUAGAUGUGGCCAACCGGCUGGAGGUGAUCCCUCAGAUUUGGAAAGAUAGUAAAGAAUAUGGUCACACUUUUCGAAAUGAGCUGAAAGAAGAGAUUCUGAUGCUCAUGGCAAGGGAUCGUCAUCCACCAGAGCUGCAGGUGGCGUUUGCUGACUGUGCUGCAGAUAUCAAGUCGACUUACGAAAUCCAGGAUGCCAGACAGACCGCUCCCGAGUGGCCGGUCAACUGCCUGAACUGUAUCGCUGUCCUGCUUCUAAGGGCCGGGAGAACCCAGGAGGCCUGGAAAAUGCUGGGCCUUUUCAGGAAACAUAAUAAGAUCCCUAGGAACGAGUUGCUGAAUGAGUUCAUGGACAGUGCCACAGCGUCCCACAGCCCCGAGCAGGCCAUGGAGGUCGUGAAGCUGGCAGGCGCCUUCAGCUUACCUAUUUGUGAAGACCUCACCCAGAGAGUAAAGGCCGAGCUCACACUCAGCCAGGAACAAAAGGAAGUCUUGGGAGACCAGCCUGCGUUGACCAGCGACAGCGACAGUGACGGCAGCAGUGACAGCGACAGUGACAGCAGUGAAGGCAAAUAGAUGUUAACUGGCAGUUUAGUCUGCAGAGCUGGGAA